GGAAGGGAAGGAAGGAUGGCAGUGCAGAAGCACGUGGGUCAGCGCCGUACUCCCGCUGACUCUUCUUGCCCUGUUGUCAGGGGGAGGAGGAAACAGCCGCAGCAGCCCUGACAGAGAGCCAACUCAGUGAGAAACUUCCAAAGGAAGGCUCGGCGGCGGCUUCUGCGGCCGCUCUUUCAUCUCCUCCCGCCUAACAACGCACGAGGCAGCUCCACGCACAGGGCAGGCGGGUGCAUCUCCCAUGAGCACAGCUGCCGCAGUGGUUCCUUUUGCAUCCGCACGCAGGUGGAAAGCACAGGAAAGGGACCCAGAAAGAGGCAACCUCCUGCACCGCGCGCCCCGGCAGCCCCUUCGAAGCUGUCACCAGAAACGCACCGGGGUGGGCUUCUUAAACCGGUGGCUCAGGCGGCUUCCUCAAGGGCCAGCCACAGUCCGUCCCGGUUCCUUUCCCUUUGAAAAAAUCACGGUCCUCGGCAGCAGGUUCUUGUUAGAGAAGAAAGGCAGGCAUGGAGUUGAGUGUCGGAAGUGUAAUUGCUUAUAUCAGCUCUUCAAGCUCUGCAUCUAGCCCUGCUUCCUGUCACAGUGAAGGCUCAGACAACAGUUUUCAGUCCUCCUCUUCUCCAGUCAGUUCAUCACCAAACAGUUCCUCCUCUGAGAGGAGCUGCAGUAGCAAGAGUAAAAAGCACUCUGAUGGAAGACCAAAUAGUGACCAGUUUGAGAAUCACAAUAAGGGAAAUCAAUUGAGCGGUGCCUCAGUAGCAAAAAGUCAUAAUGGAAUUGCAAAAUUUAAUGGCAUGGUCUUGCUGUGUAAAGUCUGUGGAGAUGUUGCUUCAGGAUUUCACUAUGGGGUCCAUGCUUGUGAAGGCUGCAAGGGUUUCUUUAGAAGAAGUAUUCAGCAAAAUAUCCAAUAUAAGAAGUGCCUGAAGAAUAACAACUGCUCUAUAAUGAGAAUGAAUAGAAACAGGUGUCAGCAGUGCCGAUUCAAAAAAUGCUUGUCAAUAGGAAUGUCAAGAGAUGCUGUUCGAUUUGGCCGAAUUCCUAAACGAGAGAAACAGAGGAUGAUAAUUGAAAUGCAAAGUGCCAUGAAAACUAUGAUGAAUACGCAGUUCAGUGAUCACUUGCCCAGUGAAGCAUUAAAAGAUAGCCAGGAAGCAUUGCUCUUAGUGCCUCAGGAACAGCUGAACUCCAAACUAAAGCAAGAAGAAGUAACUGCCAAAAGGCCCACUUCUCCCCUUCCUCCUUCACUAUAUCCUGCUUUUCCUCUGCCUUCUGACAUUGCCAAGGAAGAAGUGAUUGGCAUGGUGACUAGUGCCCACAAAGAUACAUUUAUGUACAAUCAGGAACAAUCAGAAGACCGUACCACUGUUUUGCAGCCUCCAAAUGGGGAAACAAAUCUUAAAUACUUGGAGCAGUACAAUUCUGAUGGUGAAGCUGAUCAUGGUAGCAUAAGCAAUGUGCUUCAAAAUGGAAAUGUUAAACAUUUCAAUGAACAGUAUAAAGGGCAAAACAAUAUACCCUAUCCAAGUGGGUAUAAUCUUUGCUUCCAUUCUAUGAACUUCACCAAUGACUUUACCACAAAAGGCUAUAAUAAAAUGCUCGAAAAUGGCUUUUCUUCCAUUGAAUCUCUGAAUGCGUAUUCCUGCAGCACUGGAGGCAGAAUGCAUCUGGUUUGCCCAAUGAACAAGACUCCUUUUGUGGAUCCAGAUAAGUCUGGUCAGGAAGUCUGGGAAGAAUUUUCCAUGAGCUUUACCCCUGCAGUAAAGGAAGUGGUGGAAUUUGCCAAGCGUGUUCCAGGUUUCCGAGAUCUUUCACAACAUGACCAAGUAAACCUUCUGAAGGCUGGAACCUUUGAGGUACUAAUGGUACGGUUUGCAUCUCUAUUUGAUGCAAAAGAUCGUACUGUCACUUUUCUUAGUGGAAAGAAGUACAGUUUGGAUGAUCUACGUACCAUGGGAGCUGGUGAUCUGCUGAACUCCAUGUUUGAGUUUAGUGAGAAGCUAAAUGCACUCAACCUUAGUGAUGAAGAAAUGAGUUUGUUUACAGCGGUGGUCCUUGUAUCUGCUGAACGAUCAGGAAUAGAGAAUGUCAAUUCUGUGGAAGCACUGCAAGAAACAUUGAUCCGUGCACUCAGGACUUUGAUCACAAAAAAUCAUCCAAAUGAAGCCUCUAUAUUUACAAAACUACUUUUGAAACUGCCUGACCUGCGUUCCUUAAAUAACUUGCACUCUGAAGAACUUCUAGCCUUUAAAGUUCAUCCAUAGGCUUUUACCUCCUACAUAUAUACUUGAUUUACCUAAAA
This is a messenger RNA of Pantherophis guttatus, 2299 nucleotides long. It is a transcript of the gene NR1D2, whose product is annotated as nuclear receptor subfamily 1 group D member 2. Gene Ontology annotation, molecular function: nuclear receptor activity; RNA polymerase II cis-regulatory region sequence-specific DNA binding; zinc ion binding. The record is from RefSeq and is a predicted model, not a curated record. NCBI's taxonomy places the organism in Eukaryota, Metazoa, Chordata, Lepidosauria, Squamata, Colubridae. Gene Ontology annotation, biological process: positive regulation of transcription by RNA polymerase II; negative regulation of transcription by RNA polymerase II; cell differentiation.